CCUUUUUCUCUUCUUCCUCUCUGUCUCUCCCUGUCUCUCUCUUUCUCUCUCUCUCCCUCUCCUUUUCUCUAUUGCCAUCCAAAGGGGAGGGUUGGGUCUCCAGGGCGAUACUCUUCCCUCCCUGUCCAACAAAUGGGGAAGAAGAGUAAAGCUUCUCCUCCGCAAUCGCUGGACCUUGACAUUGAGAAGGGGCCGCAAUGCUCCUCCUUCUCUCCCCGCCACCACCGCCACCACAAAAACCAAUAUGCUUCAUCCCCUCCUCUUCCACCGCCACCAGCCGGCCCAGAUCAGUGGUUCCCAUGGCUGAUCCCCCUAAUAUUCAUGGCCGACAUCGCCAUCUUCGUCUAUACCAUGUAUGUCAAUGACUGCCCCGCCAGAGAAGGGAGCCGCUGCACUCUCUUCAACCCCCUCGGUCGCUUCUCCUUCGAGCCCUUCAAGUCUAACCCAAUGCUCGGCCCUUCAAUCUCCACGCUGGAGCAGUUAGGCGGCCUGGAGAGGAAACUGGUGGUGGACAAUGGCGAAUCAUGGCGGCUUGUCUCCUGCAUAUGGCUCCAUGCAGGAGCCCUGCACUUAGCCGCUAACAUGUUGAGCCUGAUCGUCGUAGCAAUCAGUCUAGAGCAAGAAUUUGGCUUCUUGAAGAUUGGAGUUUUGUAUGUGCUUGCUGGUAUCGGGGGAAGCUUAUUGUCUACUCUCUCAACCAGUAACGGCUCGAGCAUAUCUGUUGGGGCAUCUGGAGCUCUGUUUGGCCUGCUGGGAGCAAUGCUUUCCGAGCUCAUCACGAAUUGGACUAUUUAUGCUAACAAGUGUACGGCGCUCAUUACUCUGGUGAUUGUGGUUGUCUUGAACAUGGCUAUCGGAUUACUGAUACCUCAUGUAGACAACUCGGCUCACAUUGGAGGGUUUGUUGCCGGGUUUCUUCUUGGAUUCGUCCUUCUAAUCCGUCCCCAGUAUGGAUACGUGAGCCGGAGAUAUAUUCCUGCUGGAUAUGACAUAAAGCGGAAAAAAUCCAAGCACAGGGCUUAUCAGUACAUUUUAUGGGUCACGGCCUUACUGUUAAUAGUCGCCGGAUUUUCCACGGGAUUUGCAAAGGUGCUCAAUGGUCAGGCGAUCAAGAAGAUAACCUUCUAGAGACUGAACCGGAUGCUCUCUGUUUGAUAGCUUCUUACUUAAAGAGAAGUAGCAGGUAUUUUUAUCGGAAAAUUGUAAUUUCUCCCCAUUUUCGAAGCCACGAAUGAAAAACGACCAUCGUCUCCUGUCAAAUUAAGGAUCCUCUAAGCAGAAGCACAUAUGCAUAUCAAACAAUAAUAUACUACUCAUAAUAAUAUACAAACUAUGGAUUAUCUGUGCGGUGCAUUAUGGAUAUUGAAGAAUAUGAUGUGCUGCUAGAUAGCACGAGUCUAUUAUUUCU
This is a messenger RNA of Punica granatum (pomegranate), 1408 nucleotides long. NCBI's taxonomy places the organism in Eukaryota, Viridiplantae, Streptophyta, Magnoliopsida, Myrtales, Lythraceae. The record is from RefSeq and is a predicted model, not a curated record.